GCGCGGACCAUGCCUGCCGCCGCCCCGCCGCCCCCUCUGCGCCCUGCCGCGGGACCGGGGGGCCCCUGCGCUUGUCCCUACAUCCACCGUCCCGAACCCCGUGGAUUUUUUGAUCACACUUUAAACUGUAUAAGCUCCAAUAUAAUGGAAAGGCGACUGCAAGGUACUUGUCCACCAGUUGGGCGUGGAAGUUUUGGAAAGUCCUUCUUUGGUACAAACUGUUUCAGUUCCCCAUUCAUAAAUUCCCGGACUGGUUUCCACACCAUCCAUUCUGAGAAUAGUCCAGUAAAGCCAAGGAUUGUCACUGUAGUAAAACCUUGUGGACACACAGUCCGGAAGAUAACAUUGCUUCUAAAUCGGCGUUCUGUUCAGACCUUUGAACAACUGAUUGCUGACAUCUCAGAAGCCCUGGGAUUUCCACGCUGGAAGAAUGACCGUGUGCGAAAACUAUAUAAUUUGAAGGGAAGGGAAAUCCGAAGUGUUUCUGAUUUCUUUAGAGAGGGUGAUGCAUUUAUAGCUAUGGGAAAGGAACAGCUAACUCUGAAGAACCUUGAAGUAGCUCUCCAAGAACUUUACCCUGAUAACCCCUAUGCUCCUCUUACUGGAACAACACAGAACUGGAAUCAACCUGAGAAACCCAAAAACAGGCCAUAUGAAAAGACUUCCAAAGCAGAAAACAGCCUAGAGCUUCAAACCACGAAGAACUGCAUGGAUGUUGUAUCUCCUAAGCUAAUUAACAGACAUGACAUAAAGGCUCAUGCCAAGGUCAGACAAGAGGAAAAGGCCAGGGCCAAAAACAAAUGGCUCAGAGACAACUGGAAUGGAGAGAAAGAUGAAAAGCCCAGAAAACCUAGAGAAACUGAGAGAUAUUUUAACCAAGAGAAAUGUCCUGAGAGUGAAACAGAAAAGAGUUCUGAUGUCAUUGUCAGAUGUGAGAAGUGCCAAAGGGAGAGACAACUCAUGCAGAAACUACAGAAGGAAAGACGAGCUGAUUUUCCAGUUGAGAGCAGAGAUUUGAAUAUGAGAACAUGUCAGAAAUAUAAUGUAGAAAGGCCUGCCAAAUUGAGAAAUUGCAGGAAAUUGUCAGAAAAUGUAGCAGAAAAAGCCCAGAUUACAUGGAGUGAUGCUUGCUGUCAAAAUUCCUGGACAACCUCACAAAUCCCUGUUGAUAAAAAUCCUGGGGAGCGAAAGAGGAGCAUUGACAGAGAGCAGACUCUGGAAAAGCAUGACAAUCAUGCUGAAGAAUUAGGAAAGAUAAAGAUGAAGCCCAUAGAAAGUCAGCGUACCAUAGUAGGAGAUGCCUAUGAACUAAGGAAGGAACACAGAAAAUGUUCUAGAGUGAAUCAAAGCUGUUGGCUGAUCAAGGGUUCUCAAAUGGAUGCAGAGAAACCAUCCAAAGUUCAAGGAAAGAGAGAAGAGUUACGGAAAUCAAAAGAGGAAACUGUUGGAGGGGAAGAGAAAGUGGGGCAUGGUGAAAAUGAACUGAUCAGGCAGGAAAAGGAAGAUGAACCUAAAGUUAUCAAGGAGGGAACCAAGAAAUGUAGGACCAGUGAUACAAAGCCAAGACACGAGCUCUCUAGCACAGCAGAUGUUGAGAAAUGCUAUGAAAUUGGGCGAACCAUUGGAGAUGGAAAUUUUGCUGUUGUGAAAGAGUGUCAUCACCGCAGCACCAAUCGGAGGUAUGCGAUGAAAAUCAUUGACAAGUCCAAGCUGAAAGGAAAAGAAGAUAUGCUGCAAAAUGAAAUCUUGAUCAUUAAGAGACUCUCUCACCCCAACAUUGUAAGCUUGAUUGAAGUUUUUGAAACAGAUGCAGAAAUCUAUCUAAUUAUGGAAUAUGUUCCUGAUGGCGACUUGUUUGAUGCCAUAAUAGAGAGUGUGAAAUUCACAGAACAUGAUGCAGCGCUCAUGAUAACUGAUCUGUGUGAAGCUCUGGUUUAUAUUCACAGCAAGAACAUUGUUCACAGAGAUCUCAAGCCAGAAAAUCUUCUGGUACAGCGUAAUCCAGAUAAAACUACCACCUUGAAGCUCGCAGAUUUCGGCCUUGCAAAGCUGGUGAAAAAACCUAUAUUCACCGUGUGUGGAACUCCAACUUACGUUGCCCCUGAAAUACUUGCUGAGAAUGGCUAUGGGCUGGAAGUGGACAUGUGGGCUACUGGUGUAAUACUCUAUAUUUUGCUCUGUGGCUUCCCCCCCUUUCGAAGUCAUGAACGAGAUCAAGAGGAGCUAUUUCAAAUCAUACAGCUUGGGCAUUACGAAUUUCUCUCACCAUACUGGGACAACAUUUCAGCUGCGGCAAAAGACCUGAUAAGCCGACUCCUUGUCGUUGACCCCAAAAAGCGUUACACUGCUAAGCAAAUUCUGCAGCAUCGAUGGAUCCACACAGCUGGGAAAAACAGCAGCAGAAAUCUGCAGAGGGAGGUGACGAUCAAUCUUGAGCGUCACUUUCGGAGCCAGCACAAGAUGGAAACUACCAAUGAGGACUCGUAAAGGGUGUGCCAGGUGCACAUAACUUGAGCAGAAGCCAACUGUGAAAGCACACUUACAACAUUUUGUUCAUAUGUACAGUCUUCUCUCAGAUCAGAAAUCAGGGCAAAAUACAGCAGAAAUCUGUUAUUCCUGUUUAGGGCUAAAGUCUUCUGUGCAGUGCUGACUGACUUCUUGUGAUGUUAUUUGACCACAUUCCUCUCCUUUUCAACACAUUUUCAAAUAAAAAAAUGAGAAAGAAUGUUUUUAAGAAAAACAAAUGCAAUCUUGAGGUGUGUAGCAAGCCAUUUAGCUGAACUGGCAUUAAAUUUGCUGCAUACUGCUUAGAUCACUGGUUUUUCAAAUGUGGAGAGAAGCUGGGUUCACCUUAUUGAGAGAUAUACUGAAUCUCCCUUAUUUAUUUAGUUUUGGGUAUCUGUUGGCAACUGAAGACUUCUUUGUUGUUGGUUUACUUCUCUGUAUGCUUCCUUCUUACACCUCUCUUUAGGUGUUAGGACAGUACAUUCUUUUAGAGACUAAGAAAAGAUCGUGAAUAUCUUGAAAAAGGCAAUUUACUAAGACCUUGUCCAACUGCUAGUUAAAUGGAUAUGAUGGGAUUGUAUUUGUAAUCAGUCCACAUAUGUUUUAUAUAUUUAAAUAUCAGCCAGGAUCCAAAGAUCUACUUUAGGUAUGACUGUAGGGAUUUUGGUAGAGGAAUAUUCUGUGAGAUUUUGGGAACAAAGCAGCAAACUUCCAUAUCUUUCUGAAAGUCUCUUAAGUUUCAACAGUAGCUUACCAUGUGGCAUGGAACCCCUGUGAGUUCUUUGGGAUCUGGCUAUUGAACUCUUAUUUGCUGUUACAUUUUUCUUCGUAGAUCUAAAGCAUUUGUUUGGUUUGUUGAUAAGGAAUGUAUGGGGUGGGGUGCUUCCUGUAUGAACCACAUAUAAAUUUGGAGGCUUGUUUGAAAUGUGUUUAGGGCACAGACCUAUGGAUCAUAUCCUCAGUACUCAUAAGUCCCCAAAAUUGGAAGAUGCUAGCAUAUUUGACAGAGUAGGAAUAGCGGUGUAUAUGACAUUCACCUCCCCUUCCUCCAGCCCUGCAUUUUUGCUAAAUAGGUUUUUUUGCCAGUCUGCUGAAGGUGUUUGGAGAGAGAGGGAAGGAGGCUGUCAGAGGUUCAGGAUAGCCUUUUAGUCUCCUUCUGUUCCUAUGCCAACUUUUAUCCCUCUAUGAGGUCAUGCUUCCAACCUCAGAGAGGAAGCUGGUGUGUUUUUUCCUAUACUGGCUGCAUUGGGCAUUAGGUGAGAGCUCUAGUCAUGGAAUUGAGAAUCUGAAAUAUCCUGUGGCCCCUCAGAUGCUGUUCAGGGGCCAUAGGAUUUCUCCCUUAAUGUAUAUAAUAUUCUAUUCUGGGUAUGUACUAGAAAUUAUGAGAAGAAAUUAAUAAGAUAUUGUGCUAAUAAGAUGUAAAUUAACUUAAUCUUAACUGAUCUAAUUUCCUAUUCCCAAUGAAGAACUGGAACACAUAAGAAAAUAAUCCCUCUUCCUUAGCCAAGGUAGGACCUGACAGUCAUCCGCACAGGUCUGUCCUGUGUUGUUAUAACCUUUGAGAUACUUCCAAUAUUAUGUCAUCAGAUCUUUGAGUUCUAGCCUUUUCCUUAGGACAUCAUAUUUAAACUGCUGUGGGAAACAGCAAAUUACAAGGCACAAAUAUCCUGCCCUGACAUUAUCUGUUAGCAGUGAGUUGAUCUUGAACCAAGAAAUUUCUGUUAUCCAAAUCUGUAACCUAGCCAAGUAUGUCCUCUGGGGUUUGUAGGUGUUCAGCCCACAGUUGUGGAAGUGACAAGAAGUGUAUAGCAUUGGUGCUAUGACAGCUCUGGGUGACUGGCCAGGUCUGAUAUAAAUACUGGAGGCUGGGCUAGCUGUCUGUUCUUCCUAGCCAGACCACCAGCUUCGUUCUGUUCCAUGUCAGCAGCCAGUGCCUGUCUCUGAUUUCUGAUCCAGAUCUGGCUUCGGCUGCAGGAGUCCUACAUCGUAGGAUGGGGGUAUUGAAGUAUGGAGAAACCUGUUUUUCUGAGUUUGUUUGUCACAGGAUGAAAGUCCGAUUUUCUUGCUGCCACUUACGAAUGGAUAUGUGGGAAGCAGAGCUGUCUGAAGAACUGACGUCACUGCCACCAUCUGUGUGAAAUUUUACUCUUCUCCUUUACCUUCACUUGGGAUGGGAGAGCUCGAAUGCUGUCACUAGAACUUCACUGCAGAUUUGCCAGCUCGCUUUUUAGCCGUCUCUUUUCAUCCCCAGGUUCUUUGUUUUUUUGUUUUGGAUUGGACUGUAACACUCAUCAGAAAAAUUAAAAAACUCAGGAACUUA
Molecule: messenger RNA, 4825 nt
Organism: Varanus komodoensis (Komodo dragon)
Lineage: Eukaryota; Metazoa; Chordata; Lepidosauria; Squamata; Varanidae
Gene: DCLK3
Product: doublecortin like kinase 3
Exons: 5
Coding region: 10-2487 (825 amino acids)
Biological process (GO): protein phosphorylation; intracellular signal transduction
Molecular function (GO): protein kinase activity; ATP binding
Source: RefSeq, a predicted model, not a curated record